UCUGUAUAACAAAGAGCCCACGAAGUGUAUCUCUCGUUAAAGUUACGCGUGUUACCCGGACGAGGACUCUUAUUUUGACAGCGGCGAGGCGGCUGUUCCUCCAGACCCACACAUCGCCUGUUCGUCAGAGAAGACGCGCUGCUGAGGUCACCGAGCACCGGGGGCGACGCUGCUCCGCCGCUAUAUAAUCCUCCUCGGCCCGGUGGACGACAGCAGCGCACCGAGCAACCGACACGAGACAAAGCCUCACACACACCGAACUGAACUGACAGACAUGGUGAAGAUCACCUUCCAGCCAGUCUCGGCGCAGAAGCCCGAAAAAGAGACCGAUGGAGUCAAGAUCAUUGUGCCCCAGGCUCACGAGCAGCUUGUUCAUCCGGUCAGGCCCAAGAAGCUGUUUCCAACAGGCCUGUGCUGCCUCACCUUUGGCCUGGUGGUUUUCAUGUCAGGACUGGUGCUGGCCUCUGUCUACAUCUAUCGCUACUACUUCAUACCUCAGAUCCCAGAGGACAGCUUGUUCCACUGUCGGGUUGUCUAUGAGGACUCAGUGUUCGCUCCUCUGAGGGGCCGGCAAGAAAUCGAGGAGAAUGUCGGCAUCUACCUUGAUGACAACUACGAACAGAUCAGCGUGCCUGUGCCGCACUUUGGAGGCAGCGACCCUGCCGACAUCAUCCAUGACUUUCAGCGGGGCCUCACAGCUUACCAUGACAUUGCCUUGGACAAAUGUUACAUCACCGAGCUGAACACGACCUUGGUGAUGCCUCCACGUAACCUGUGGGAGUUGCUGGCCAAUGUCAAGAGAGGGACGUACCUUCCUCAGACGUACAUCAUCCAGGAGGAGAUGAUGGUGACGGGGAGGGUGAGGAACAUGAGGCAGCUGGGCCCAUUCAUCCACAGACUCUGCUACGGCAAAGAAACCUACCGCCUCAGGCGCCGCAGCCAGCGUCGACGUAUCGAGAAGCGCGAGACAAAGAGGUGCCACAGCAUUCGUCACUUCGAGAACACGUUUGUGGUUGAGACUGUCAUCUGCGACCGGAUCUAGAUCUGAGGCAGAAAUCAGAGCCAUCCAACACUGAAGGCAAAUUCAAAUCAUACCUCUUGAAUAAUUUAGUAUUUUAACUGCACUUUAAGAGCAAGUGUUUUUUUUGUCCAACAGUUUCAGUUUAAAUUUUCAGUUUUUUUUUAUUUGUCUGGAGUUGGAAUGCUCUCAUUGUUCAUGUAUAAUGUUAUGUUAUAAUGUUAGUUCAGUCUGUAUAUGUGGAUGACGAUAUAAAUGUGUGGAUAUAUCUGUAGCUUGUCAUGUUGUGCAAACAAAGUUAACGUCAACUUGUCAGUUUGUGACAUUUUUAUUUGAGGACUUGAUUUAAUUUAAUUUUAGACUCGUCUUCAUUAUUCUUUGGAAACCCAGUGCACUGUGCUGGAUGGUAACGAUGCUCCGAAGCUGCUUGCACUGUUCACUCCGGUGAACGUUUGUGUCCUGGUCGUUGUUCUAUUUUGUUUUGAAUGUCUGAAAAAUGGCAAAACAUACCUCAUGUAGACAUUUCUUUGCUGUUUAUUUAUGAAUGGUGUGUAUAAUUUUGAAUGUUCCUAAGCAAUAUCUACUGUAAAUUGACUCUCUUCUGGAAUUUCAUAUUGUUACAUGCAUAGAUUUUUAUCUGAGAUCGACUUGUUUUGUGAAUGAUCAUUCCUUCAUGGUUUUGUCUUUAUACUUCUUUUGGUAUCAUACUUUCCUACUCCGGGGAUAUAAAUGGCUUUAGACUGUAAUUAGUAGCAGUGCUUUAGAGGGACAAAAGGAACCAAAGUCUGCAGUCAGCGAUCCUAUGCGUUGUGUUAUGUAUAUAUAUGGACGACUUAGAAAGAAUGCUUUAUAGUCUAGAUCACUUACUGUAAAUGAUUUUAAAGGCUAAACUUAUCUUCCUGUUCCUUACUGGGAUUUGUCUGUUGUCUUCAGCUCUUGCCAGUUCCAAUCCUUCCUAUCUUGUCAUUAUUAUUUCCACAAUUUUGAUUUGUCCCAAGUUUAAAAGAAAAAAAGAAUAGAAGAUUUUGGUCUUUCUAAUGUGCAUCAUGGAUCAAAUCAGUCUCUGUUGAGACCGGUGAUAAUGAGCUCAUAUCUCAUCAACUUCAUAUAUCUUAUUUCGCUGUACAGUUGAUUUUUCUUGUAAUAUCUUGCUGCUUUAAAAAUAAAUUAUCAAACUUUA
Scophthalmus maximus (turbot) is the source of this 2198-nucleotide messenger RNA. RefSeq names its product integral membrane protein 2Cb (gene itm2cb). The coding region runs from base 275 to 1042 and encodes 255 amino acids. Gene Ontology annotation, biological process: negative regulation of amyloid precursor protein biosynthetic process. NCBI's taxonomy places the organism in Eukaryota, Metazoa, Chordata, Actinopteri, Pleuronectiformes, Scophthalmidae. Gene Ontology annotation, molecular function: amyloid-beta binding. The record is from RefSeq and is a predicted model, not a curated record. The transcript is spliced from 6 exons. Gene Ontology annotation, cellular component: extracellular exosome; Golgi apparatus; plasma membrane.